AGACACUCUGCCUCAACCCACUGUUGAAAGUAAUGCUGAAGCGAAACUAGUGAAAAGUAUUCUUGCUGUUGCGGUGAAUGAUGGUAAUGAAGCUGAUGAAGUUUUAAAGAAGUUUCCCUUGCAGAAAGCUCUUCGUGUGUGCGCUUGGAUGCGAAGAUUUGCAAAUAAUGCCCUUCAUAAAAAAGGACGAUCCCGCGUGAUAGGACCGUUGACCACUAGCGAACUUGCCCGGCAGCGUCAGUUCUACAUUAAGAGAGCUCAGGAAAAUUGUGACCUUGACAUCGAUCGAGUGGCUUUGAACUUACAACCUGACAAAGACAAGCUGUUACAAUGCCGCGGAUGUAUUCAAGGAAAGUAUCCAAUUUAUGUCCCUGACCAUCAUCUCAUUUCACAGAGAAUCGUCGAAGAAGCACAUCAACACACAUUACAUGGCGGAGUUGGUUUAACAAUGGGCCACGUUCGUGCACGUUAUUGGAUUUCCCGGCUAAGGCAGCUCGUAAAAAUGUUAGGAAACGUUGUUAUGGAUGCA
Messenger RNA from Paramuricea clavata, 529 nucleotides. NCBI's taxonomy places the organism in Eukaryota, Metazoa, Cnidaria, Anthozoa, Malacalcyonacea, Plexauridae. The record is from the annotation of a GenBank genome assembly.